Molecule: messenger RNA, 3177 nt
Organism: Sebastes umbrosus (honeycomb rockfish)
Lineage: Eukaryota; Metazoa; Chordata; Actinopteri; Perciformes; Sebastidae
Gene: nrl
Product: neural retina leucine zipper
Exons: 5
Coding region: 398-1678 (426 amino acids)
Biological process (GO): regulation of transcription by RNA polymerase II
Cellular component (GO): nucleus
Molecular function (GO): DNA-binding transcription factor activity, RNA polymerase II-specific; RNA polymerase II cis-regulatory region sequence-specific DNA binding
Source: RefSeq, a predicted model, not a curated record
UCAUUCUACUUUUCUCUCUCUCUCCCGUGUGUGUGUGUGUGUGUGUUGCUCUUUUUGGCUGCUUUUUUUGACUCUGGUCCUGAGCCAUAUUGAGGCCUCCAUGGAGCCCCGUCACUGUUUGCUUUCUUUUUACAAUCCAUUUUGAACCACGGGGGGCGAAACUAAUGAGCUGUGCAGCCGAGGCUCUAGUCAAAGGACAAGAGAAACAGAGACAAGGACACGGGGACGUACAGUUUCUCACGGAGGAACCUCACCCAGCGGUCUACUUCCUGACAUCAGCGCUGCUGCUGUCUAUGAGCUGCACUGAGGUAGAGGAGUGGACUUUCCAACAAUCCUGACACACGGGAAAACGCCGUUGAAGCUCCGACCAGCAGCAGCAGCAGACACAGACGCCAUCAUGUCCUCUCCUUCCCUCCCCAUGCCCUCCCUCCCCCCCAGCCCUCUGGCCAUGGAGUACCUAAACGACUUUGACCUCCUCAAGUUUGAGGUGAAACCGGACACUCCUCCUCUCACUGCUCCGUGUGGGUUUUCCAAAUCUGGCCUCCCACACGACCCCUCCAGCUCCCCGUACACCAGCCACCCUCCGCAGGACUCCAGUUUGAGCUCCAGCCCUUACAACUCGCUGCCACCCUCGCCGACGCUCAGCGACGCACACCCGCCACCAUCGGGCUCUUCCUCCCUGUCUUCGUCAUCCUCCUCCAUCUCCUUCCCCCUCUCCCUCUCCAACAGCUUCACCUCCGGCAUCAGCUCCGGCUCUCAGGGGAACGUGGAAGGCAGCCCGGCCCACGGCGGGCCUCAGGGUCCCACCCCGGCCUCGCUGGAGGACCUGAUCUGGCUGGCGGCACUGCAGCAGCAGUUUGGCGGCGAGGUGACGGGGCCCGCCACUUUGCUGGGAGCCUUGGGAGGAGUGCCAGAGCGAGGGGACAGAGAGAGAGGGCCAGUCAACAGCUUCCUGGGCUGUGAGGAUGCUGUGGAGGCUUUACUCAACUCAGCUGCUGCAGCUGUCAGCUCACAGUUUCCAGGUCUUUCUCAGAGUUCGAGCAGCAACCUGGGAGACUCCAGCAGCGACAGCGGCGCUGACAUCUCCUGCCCCAAGGGGACAGAUAUGUGCCAUCGCCCGCUCGUCUUCCUCUCAUCGGGCCCGAACUCACUCCCCAACGCCGCCGCCACCUCGGCUUCCUACCCACAACCCCUCAGCCCCCAGGGCCGCCUUCAUCACCACCAGCAUCACCAUCAUCAGCACCACCCGCAUCACAUGCACGGCAGCCAUCACCAUCAUCACCACCCACAACUUAAUCCGUGCGGGGUGAACGACCGCUUCUCUGACGAGCAGCUGGUGAGCCUGUCGGUGCGGGAGCUGAACAGACACCUGCGGGGUGUGAGUAAGGAUGAGGUGGUGCGCUUGAAGCAGAAACGCCGCACGCUAAAAAACCGAGGCUAUGCCCAGUCCUGCCGCUACAAGCGCCUACAGCACCGCCACGCUCUGGAGUCAGAGAAACAUGUGCUCACACAACAGUUGGACCAGCUACAGUGUGAGCUGACUCGAGUGCUGAGGGAGAGAGACGCCUACAAGGCUCGCUACGAGAAGCUCCUCAGCACGAACCACAGUCUCGGCGGCGACGCCCCACCGACCCGCACCAGCAACCCACCUUCCCCGCCCCCUGACUACUUCCUCUGAGCUAAACCCACAGGGAGAGGAAGAAAAAAAAAACAGAGGAAUGAGAAACCAGCCAACGUGGAGCAAUCAAUGAUGAGUAAUCAGACUUGGGGAAGAAAACAAGGAUGUGUAUGUGUGUGUGUGAAUGUGUUUGUGUGUGUGUGUGUGUGUGUGAGAGAAAGUGAAACAAGAGACAUUGGCAGGCAGUUUUGGGGCAAUACAACUGUGAAAUCCACUCUUGGGUGAUUAAAUGGGAAUCAACUGUUAAUUCAUAGGGUUAGAUUCAGCUCUAGGCUGCUUCGUGGACUCUGCUUUUACUUCACUGUGAAUGAUAGUUGCACAAAAACUGGCUGAGAGUGCAACAGUGGACAAACAAAACUGUGAAAAAUGGAUGGAAAAAAGCUUUAAAACUUAUCAAUAGUCCCUGACACUGCUGAACAUAUUAUCUAUGCAAUAAUUGCUGCAAUGUACUCUCCAAAAGAGUGGUUGAGGCUCAAACUGUAGUUGUGUUUUUUUUAUAAUAAGCUGCUAAAGCUGCAGAGGUCUGAGUAGUGCAGUGGUGCUGGAUGUGGAGUGGUAUGGGCUUGGAUAAAGUAUCCACGGCAUGCAGUUGUAUUUGCCAGCUAAUAUUUCACAGUUGCCUACCAAAGUGUUUAAGCUCACCAAGACUUGUUAUUCUUUGUAAAAAUGAAUAAUCAUAGAUUAAAGAAUGUACAAGGAUUAUACCUUUCAUGAGGAUCUUCCAAUGAUUGUGCUAAAUGAAUAGUGGGGAUAUUGCUCUUGUGUUUUAGCAAAGAAAUCUACCUUGUGCUAGUUGGAAAUGGUGACUUUCAGCCAUUAACAGUGACAGGAAAGGCUUGCUGUUUGCUCUCAAAAAUGGGUUUUUACAUCCUGUACAAAGAGCUGGUAGUGUGCUGAUCUAUAAAGCGACUGGUGAAAGAGAGAAAGAAACCCAUCGCAGCAGGCGUAAAGAGUGCGGCAUGAUUUGUGUGGUUGUGUCCGGUUAUCCAGACUAGAGAGGCUAUGAUAUAAGCUAUAACAGGAGACGACCACCAUAUUAAUGCAACAUGCGGCACCACAGAGCUGGUCACUGUGGACUCGGGUACUGUGGGCUAUGGAUGCAACAGAUAAAUUAACGGUGCAGGGAUUAAAAAAGAAAAUGCAAAAAAUCUCUUCGUGGAGACACCUUCUUAACUGUCCCAUGGAAUCAUUGCCAGGGUUCAUGCAUUAGAGCUAUUUAUUUUGUUUGGGUGUAGGUUAAAAUAAAUUGUUCUUUUAUUUAUUCACUUAUUUAUUCAGUAUUUAUUGUUUAUUUAUGUACUGAUUCUAAUUAUUUUACUUUACUGGUUUUAUCCCAUUAGCGUGUAUUUUUACUUUCCUACAGUUUAUUAUUUUAUCCAAUUGUGAUUAGAAUUAACAUUAUUACAAAAAAAAAUGAUGGCCAUUAUGAUGGUUUCCUGCUCCUGUUGUAGUGUGGUUUCACAUGCAUAUGAAAUAAACAAAGAACUUUACCAUCCCUG